Dentiscutata heterogama is the source of this 206-nucleotide messenger RNA. NCBI's taxonomy places the organism in Eukaryota, Fungi, Glomeromycota, Glomeromycetes, Diversisporales, Gigasporaceae. The record is from the annotation of a GenBank genome assembly.
AAAAAAUCUUGGAAGAUCUUAUAAAAAUUUUGAUAGUGAUAGCAGAUAAAGUUGAAUUUAAAACUGGAAAGAAGAUAAAUUGUAUAAAAAAUUCAAUAGAAAAUCAGGAAUGGCAUGGAGAAAACGAAGAGAACAAUGAAGUUGAUGACCAUUAUGAACAUGUUGAAGAAAACGAUGAUGAAUAUGUUGAAGAAAAUGACAGAUAU